AUGGCACCCCAACAGAGCCUCAACGUCUUCAAGCAGCCCCUCAAGCUCUUCUCCCAGCAGCCCAUGACCGGCUUCUACCGCGACGGCUACUGCCGCACCAGCCCGCAGGACCCGGGCAACCACGCCGUCGCCGGCAUCGUGACCGACGAGUUCCUGGACUUCUCGGCCUCGCGCGGCAACGACCUGCGCUCCGUCGGGCUCAAGGGCGGCUGCCGCUGGUGCCUCUGCACCGCGCGCUGGUUCGAGGCCGUCAAGGCCCACCAGGCUGGCAAGGUCAGCAAUAUGGGCGUGCCGCGCGUCGAUCUGGAGGCCACCGAGGAUAGUGCGUUGAGCAUGGUGAACAUGGAGACGUUCCGCAAGUUCGCUGCGCAGGGUGGUGGACAGCCUGGUGGGAGUGGUGGCUCGGGAUCUGGUGCUGCUUAG
Molecule: messenger RNA, 423 nt
Organism: Anthostomella pinea
Lineage: Eukaryota; Fungi; Ascomycota; Sordariomycetes; Xylariales; Xylariaceae
Source: the annotation of a GenBank genome assembly